Messenger RNA from Ostertagia ostertagi, 606 nucleotides. Lineage: Eukaryota; Metazoa; Nematoda; Chromadorea; Rhabditida; Trichostrongylidae. The record is from the annotation of a GenBank genome assembly.
AUGGACGUCUUUGUUAUUGGACACGACAUGAACAUCACCUUCACAAGAGAAGAUCCAGGAGAGAUGGUUUCCGAGGUAAUCACUUGGUUUCUUUCUUCGUUGGUGUUCUGUUGUCCGAGAAAGUUAAUCGCUCCGAGAAAUGGAACGCGAUUUGAAGAACUGCCAAAUGAGAUUCUUCUCAAAAUUGUGGGAUAUUGUGACUUCGCAUCAAAAAUGAACAUGCGAGCGGUCAGUUAUCGUUUCUGUGCGUUGGUAGAAAAGAGUGCACAUGCAGUUCGACACAACCUUAUCGGUGGAGUUGAAAUCAGGCGAGGUGAUGGGGACGGUAACGAUAUCUUCGAUCUAGAACCGACUCCAAGUGAGCUUGCGGCCGGACUGCCGAGAGUUUGGCACGAGGUUUUACGUGUGACUCCUACUCACGCGCUAGAGCGCUCAGCUGAAAGUCGGCAUGUGUGCGUCUGCCAUUCAUUCAAGCUUUGUGGAAUUCCAUUAGAUGAGGGCUUGGCUUCAAAUAUUCUUGAUGCCUCGUUCAGAGCUGUUAACGACGUAGUCAUUGAUAGGGUGCACACUGUUACAGCCGAAACACUUGUCAAACUAGUAGACAAG